Molecule: messenger RNA, 3150 nt
Organism: Monosiga brevicollis MX1
Lineage: Eukaryota; Choanoflagellata; Craspedida; Salpingoecidae
Exons: 26
Coding region: 1-3150 (1049 amino acids)
Biological process (GO): vacuolar proton-transporting V-type ATPase complex assembly; endoplasmic reticulum to Golgi vesicle-mediated transport
Cellular component (GO): nucleus; TRAPP complex; cytoplasm
Source: RefSeq, a predicted model, not a curated record
AUGGACCUGGCAGAGUUGCUGGAGACGCUCCCUCACGAGCAACGCCAAUAUUAUGCCAAGUUGGUGCAGGCACGAGAGGAGGUGACGCGUACGACAGCCAUCAUGGAGAGAGUCUUGGAUGGACGCGAGGCAUUUGCUGAGGAUGCCUACGAGCUACACCGAGAAAUGCAUGCGGAUGCAGCUCAGCAGCGCCCGGACGGCUUUGCAACGGCACCCGACUACCCCUUUGAGCUCCCAACUGCUCCGUUGGCCCGCGCGUCUGAUCUGCAUCACCGUCUGGCUGACAUUCAUUUCAGCAUCCCGGACGAGGAUGUGAGACCCCGUGCUCCAGCCCCGGACCCCAUUGCGAACAUGUGGCAAGGCUUUGAUCCCAACGACUACUUCCCACCAGAACAAGUGCGAAAGGCACCACCCCCGCCACCACCCAAGGCUCGACCCGUGCGCCCGCCUCCUCGUGUGGCCAGCUGCACGGCUCCAGUGAUCACUAAAGGCAUGAUCGCCUACAUGCAAGAAAAAUCGGGUCGUGCUGCCGCUAGUGAAGCUGAAUGCCAGAACGCACCGCAGCCAACAACCAUGCCAGCCUCAACAUUGCAAGAGCGAAUGCCCCAUAUGCUUGACCAACGCUUGCGCCAAGCAGAAAAGUUUACGACAUUGCGUCAAACGUGGCGCGAGAAGCAAAAGGCUCAUCAACAUGCCCAAGCCCGCCACGAGCGUCUCAAAGAGGAGCGGGAAGCUCAACACGCAAACUUCAAGGCUGCGCCGCCUCCACGCCAGAUUCUUCGCUCGGACAAAUACGCCCAGUUACAGGAACAGGACUUUUAUCGAAAAAUCAAACUGCGCAUCCGGGCCGAAGAAAAGCUCAAGGCAGCCAAAGCCCCAGGAGCCAUGGAAGAACGCGCCUGGGUCUGGGCGGAGCGACAGGCAUUGCGCCGAAAGUCUGAGCCUGUCAAUCCAGUGCCUGCACACCCCACUACUCCCGCCUCGACGCAAAAGAAGGCUCCGACGCGGCCCGUGCCAUUUCAUCUUACAGCAGCCCGGGCAAAGGCUGAUGUGAUUGCGGAGGCCCGACGCAAGGAGAAAGAAGCGCAGACAAAGCCAGCUACGCGCUCGGGUCAGUUAACUCUGUUCUGUGUCCUUGACCAGUUUCUGUGGGAAGGAACGAGUCAAACGCAGGUUUAUGGUGCGCCUCACGAUGCAACCGGCCUGCCCUCAGAAGACGCCAAGAUCAAAGCCGUUUUGGCGCUGGCCCGCGCAGGGCAGGAACCAGAGUGCCGCAUGACACGGGCUGCUCAGCUGCGGACCAAAGCUAAUCUGGCGCGGCUGGAAGCUCGUGAGGCCGAGCAAAUGACAGCGGAAGCCGAGCACUCGCUUCGUGCUCGAGGCUUGCAGCAACGAGCCCGUCGGCUUCGCGCUCAGAUGCGGCAGGAGGCCGAGGAUUUUGACCAGCGCACUGCGCAGUCACGUAUUCGCAAGCGUCAGCUUGAGGUCAGUGACACGGAGAGCGGUGAGUUGGGUGUGUAUGAGAGCGCCCCCCAGAACUCAGCCUCCACAAGCAGCUGUAGCACCCCACGUUCGCCAUCGCCAGCUACUGUGCUCGAGUAUGUGGACCAAGCUGGUGCAGCAGAAGCUCACGGCAGCUGGCCAGCCGCGAGUUUGUCUGGCGCCGGACAGCGAGAUCUGCAGUUGGAACCACACGAGGACUUGUAUGGCGUCCCGUCUGGGAACGCUGCUUCUGCCGUCUCGGUUACGGGCUACUUUGCAACAGCAAAUAGCGAAGGCGACGACUCGGAUCUCUCGGGCUCGAUCAGCCUGGUGAAUGAGAGGAUCAAGUUUACAAUACGAGCACACUCUGCACUUUUGCACACACACACACACACACACACACACACACACACGGAGAAGAUGGAGGAGACCAAGCUCCUUCCUCCGGUGAUGGUCAAGGUGACCCCGGCCAUGCGCGAGGUCGCCGACCAGCUCAAAUGCCAAUCCGUCUUUGCAGAUGACACGGUGGCGUGGUCGGAGGUCCUCGACCUCAAGGCGCGAGCUCAAAAGCAAGGCGUAUCGCCUCCCGUUUACUUGCAUCGAUUGAUGGUCAACUCGGAGAUUGUGGAGAAAGGCUACCAAGCACCCGAGCCGCAUCCGGAUCUCGUGGCUCGACGUGAGCGUCUCAAGGCCAUUGUAGCUGAGCGCGAGUAUCAGCGGAUGGUGCGCCGCGUCGAGGGCAGCAGCGCCGACUAUACCAGCAGUCCCUUGGAAGUCAAGGAGAUUGGCCGUCAGCUGGGCGUCAUCUUUAACAUCCUGCUGACGCUCGUGGCCUGCUUCUUCUUUGGGUUUUUCGCCUCACAAUAUGCCUUUCCAAACGUCGCCUGGCCGUAUAACUCUCUACCUUUGAUCGUUCAAGCUCACGAGCAGGCCUGUCCCGCUCGCUCCGGUCAACCCAUUCCAGCGCGUCUUGUUUGUGAGCGGGCUGAAUCAGAGCAAGCCAACCAACGGCAAAAUCCUCUGGGUGCUGGCUCGGGAGCUUCAACACCCAGGGCGGCCCUUCAGUCGGCCCCCAAGAACAAGAAGCUUGUUAGCAUGGAUAUCAAUUUGAAUCGUGCUCUCAUCACACAAUCCACACCAAAAGCGGAGCAUCGUGUCCACCGCAUGCCCCAACAUGAAGGCUCAUCCAUUCUGAACACCAAUAGCAAGCCGAUGGGCGCCGGCAACUACUACCUGGCCAUCAUUGGCGCCGAUGAUAAGCCGCUGUAUGAGUCGAGUUUUGGCAUUCUGAAUGAAUCCAAUGAGGAUCCUGAGAAGAGGGCGGAACGGGUCCUGUCUUAUCAGCAAGUAGCGUUUGCUGCGCUUGACAGUAUCGAUGAUGAGGCCGGACGAAAUCCAAGCACGUUCAUCAAGGUAGACCACCGCUUUGAUGAAUGGUCCAUGCAAGUGGCCGCUUGCGUCACUGCGACCAAUAUUCGCAUUGUGCUUCUGUACGACAGCCGCUCCGAUGAAGGCGUCAAGGCCUUUUUGCAAGAGAUUCACGAGCUUUAUGUCAAGGAUGCCAGUCUUCCUAGCAUGUGUUCCCUCUCUGAGCCACAAUUCACCUUUGACCGUCAUGCUCAACCCGCUUCGAGCACCUGGUACCCCGAUCGCUGGCGUUGCGUUUGA